Diachasmimorpha longicaudata is the source of this 1552-nucleotide messenger RNA. RefSeq names its product phytanoyl-CoA dioxygenase domain-containing protein 1 homolog (gene Phyhd1). Lineage: Eukaryota; Metazoa; Arthropoda; Insecta; Hymenoptera; Braconidae. The transcript is spliced from 5 exons. The record is from RefSeq and is a predicted model, not a curated record. The coding region runs from base 265 to 1113 and encodes 282 amino acids.
UUUGCUGAUGUCUGUAGUGUCGAUUAGAAUUGUGUGGGUGAUAUAUAUGAGGUCUGAGCUCCUCCGGAUACCUCAUCAUCAGUCCGUGGAAAAGCACUCCACCGAUAUUAUAGACGAGGAAGUGAGCGAGUUUAGUAUUAAUUUUCCUUUCCCCCUCUCCAUAAAAAUUAUCAAAAUAAUAACAGUAAAGGCGUGUAUGAUACUAGCCAGUAGUUAUUCACGUGGAAAAUUAUCUCCUUUGAUUAUUUGUGUGGAACGAUCAACAUGAAAGACAUAAACGCGCAGAUUCAGAAAGAUGGCUACGCCGUGCUGGAGAAUUUUUUCACCCCCGAAGAGGUAGAGGAGAUGAAGAAUUGUGGGGAGGAAUUCACGAACAACUUGCCACCGGAGAAUCAGCGGAGUAUCUUCAGUACGACUGAUACCCAACAGAGCAAGGAUCAGUAUUUCCUCGACAGCGCUCACAGAGUCAGUUAUUUUUUUGAAUGUGAGGCCCUCGAGGAGGAUGGAAAGUUAAAGGUCCAUCCGAGAGUGUCUUUGAAUAAGGUAGGACAUGCUCUUCACUGGCUUCAUCCGACGUUCAAAAGGCUGACUUUCGACGAGAGGAUAAAAGAGGCUGCGUUUCAGUUGAAUUUCCAGGAGCCCGCGGUCGCUCAGUCCAUGUACAUUUACAAAAAUCCCGGGUUGGGGUCACAAGUUAUUACCCAUCAGGAUGCUUCUUAUCUCCAUACAGAGCCAGUAAAGCUCGUGGGAUUUUGGAUAGCAUUGGACGAUGCGACUCUUGAUAACGGGUGCCUGUGGAUUGCCCCAGGAUCUCACAAGAGCGGUGUCCACCGGAGAUACAUCAGGAAUAAGGACACAACCGUCCAGGAGUUGCUCAUCUACGAUAAACCAGCGCCGUGUUAUCCCAUGAGCAACUUUCGUCCUGUGACGGUACGCAAGGGUACGUGCAUUCUCAUCGACGGUCAAGUUGUUCACUUCUCGAAAGCGAAUAAGAGUGAAAAUUCCCGACAUGCCUAUACUUUUCAUAUUAUUGAGACAACAAAUGUACGUUACUCCAAAGAAAAUUGGCUACAGCCACCACCAAGUGGAUUUCCACUUCUUUAUAGAAAUUAAAUGAAAAAUAAUUCAUUGAUGAUUUUGUAAUGUUAAUUACAGUCUAUUUUAUGCGGCUGUGAACUGAUUCUACGUAUUUGAACAUUGAAAUACACAGAAAUAUCCAUUUUUAUUAAGUAUUUUUAUUUCAAAGUAGAAAUGACAGAAUUAUUCAGGCCCUGAAAUUCGCAUUAGACAAUUUUUAAAAAUAUUGCAGACAAAUUACUUUAUGUUAUGUCCAGAAAAACAAAUCACCUGAAAAUGAUAGCAUUUGCUAAAUAUCUCUCCGUCACAGGCCUCCUUUGGAUUCUAUUAUUCCAUCUAAUAACCAAAUUGUGUCUGAUUUGCUGUAGAAAAUAUUUUAUUUGUAAACUUUGACACUUGUGAAACAUCAUGUGGAAAAUUCUUACGAAAUGAGAAAAUAAACAUUUGAUUUUUUCAAUAAACCACUGAAAUCGUC